UAAGCUCAUGACUUUCAUGACUACAUAUAUUCUUAAAGAAACCAAUGGGAGAUUGAGACAUAAUACAUUCUUUCUCAUUUUUAUUUCCCACUUGCUUUGAUAUGCACAGGAUUCUCAUGAUUAUAUAUUUUCUCUGUCUAUAUCAAAGAAAACUUUGUCUUGACUAAGCCUCUGGGCUACCAUAAACAAGGGUAGUGCUAGUGUCAUAUGAGUCACAGUUUUGGUGCAGUUAGAAUGGAGGUUGGAAGGGUAUUCAUUGCUUGGAGUAUAGCUUUCUUGCUUUUGAGUGUGUCAGGUGAAGAAAUGACAGGUUUAUCACAUUGUGAUAUUCCAGCAAUCUACAACUUUGGAGACUCAAAUUCAGAUACCGGUGGGAUAUCAGCAGCUUUCUAUCCAGCAGGGCAACCGUCUGGCGAGACCUUUUUUCAUGAACCGGCUGGAAGAGGCUCCGAUGGGCGGCUUAUAAUAGACUUUAUUGCCAAGCGCCUUAGAUUGCCAUACUUGAGUGCCUAUCUAGAUUCCAUUGGAGCAAGUUUCAGGCAUGGUGCAAAUUUUGCCACUGGAGGAUCAACAAUUAGGCAGCUUAAUGAGUCCUUCUUUUUGACUGGUGCAAGCCCUUUCUCUCUUGAUAUCCAGAUUGUGCAAUUUGACCAGUUCAAGACACACACCGGCAAGCUCUACAACAAAGCCAAGAAAAACUCCCACAGAAGAAAUCUUCCAAGGCCUCAGGACUUCUCAGAUGCUCUCUACACAUUUGACAUUGGACAAAAUGAUAUUGCUGCUGGUAUUCGAAAAUCAAGCAGUGAAAAUUUUAGAGCAGUACUCCCAGACAUAAUUGACCAGUUAGCUUCAGCAGUUAAACAUCUGCAUGAACAAGGGGCAAGGAACUUUUGGAUACAUAAUACAGGUCCCAUUGGCUGCUUGCCAGUGACCCAACGCAACUACCACCAUCCAAUGCCUGGCAUUCUUGACGAGCACGGAUGUCUCAUAGCUCAAAAUGACAUGGCUAUAGAGUUUAAUAGGCAACUGAAGAGAAGAGUGACCAAACUGAGGACACAGCUACCUGGAGCUGCAUUAACAUAUGUGGAUAUUUUUGCAGCAAAGUAUAAACUAAUCAGCAAUCCAAAGGAGCAAGGAUUUGUUGAUGCAAGGAGCAUUUGCUGUGGUUAUCACGAGGAUUCCAACCAUGUGUGGUGUGGGCAUAGGGAUAAAAUAAAUGGUACUGAAAUAUAUGCGGGGUCUUGUGAAGAUCCUUCCAAGUAUAUUAGCUGGGAUGGUGUGCACUACACUGAGGCUGCAAAUCAUUGGAUUGCUAAUCAUAUCCUCAAUGGUUCAUUCACGGACCCACCAGUGCCAAUCACACAUGCAUGCUUGUCAUAAGCGUCAGUCUGUGUGAUGGAAAUUUAUGUGUAUCCAAUUU
Messenger RNA from Quercus lobata, 1420 nucleotides. Its product is annotated as GDSL esterase/lipase At5g14450-like. Lineage: Eukaryota; Viridiplantae; Streptophyta; Magnoliopsida; Fagales; Fagaceae. The transcript has 5 exons. The coding region runs from base 208 to 1380 and encodes 390 amino acids. The record is from RefSeq and is a predicted model, not a curated record. Gene Ontology annotation, molecular function: hydrolase activity, acting on ester bonds.